Messenger RNA from Chelonoidis abingdonii (Abingdon island giant tortoise), 4077 nucleotides. The record is from RefSeq and is a predicted model, not a curated record. NCBI's taxonomy places the organism in Eukaryota, Metazoa, Chordata, Testudines, Testudinidae.
GGAGAACGAGAGCAAGAGAGCUGCAUUGGUCUAAUGGACACACUGCUGAGACACUAAGCAGCCCUCCACGAUCAGGCCCUCGGUCUGUUGGGCACUGAAUGUGCACACAACAUGAGCCCUGAAGGGCCUACACUCUAAAUAGACAUGGGUGGAAGAAAGGAGAGAGCAUCAUCCCCAUUUGACAGACAGGGAACUGGCACUGAGAGGGAUUAAGUGAUUUACCUAAGGUCACACAGCAGUCAUUAUCCAGGGAGCGGAUACACGGAGCCCUAUGGGGAGUUCUAAUGGGCCGAUUCAAUUUCAGCUGGAUGACGCCACUUAGCCAAGGCAUUAAGAGCUCCAGCUCCGGGAAGGCGAACGACAGAGGGAGCGAACAGGGGGUCGGAGCAAGCAAGCGAGCUUGUACUAAGGAGCAGCAAACCCCUCCCCUCUCACCCAUUCACAAGACGAGCGCGGCGGAGAGCUGCAUUCACAAAUCGCCAGCCGGCAGCCCCAGCCCCCCACUGCCCAGAGCCACCCCUCACCCACCGCCAGCAUCUACCUGACUAGCCCCCGCAGCCUUGCCCAGCUCACGCUGGCUCCCCGCACCGCCCAGCAGGCUGUAGCGGGAGGACGGGCCGGAUCUGGGCAGGGAACCUGGGCGUCCAGGCUGCUCGCUGUAGCGCGGGAUCUCACUAACCCUUAGCGGCGCACACAUAGCUCCCGAGCUUGGGUCAGCGCAGGGAAAGGCGGCAGGAGCGGGGCUUGCCCUGGCUCUGAGGAGGACCGAGAAGGAGUUUUCAUUCAGACUUUCUCCAGCGAGAGGCGGGCCGGGAGCGUGCGGGGCUCUGGCCCCAGCUGGGAAAGUGCCGUUAGCAGCAUGGACUUGCACUGGCCUCGAGGCCAUACCCAGGUCCAAAAAUGCUGUCAUCAUGAGAGAGCGUUAAUCCUUGAAGCUGAGUCAGAUGGCAAAUACCUUCCACCCAUGGAUCUUCCCCUGAAUAUUGGUCUCACCUUGAGCUUCCCUUAAACAGCAUGGUUGGAGGCCAUUCCCAUCUCUGCGACCACUUGGCAUAAAGCCAGAAUAUGUUUCCAGUGCUGCAGUGAGAAUCAGGUAGUACAGCUUUCUGAAAACAAAAUCCUGGAAGCCUCUAUGCAGGUAGCAUAUCCUCUAACAAACCCUGAUGGCCUGGAGUAGAUCUGGUUAGCAUGAACAUUUUGUCACUAUUGGAGGAAAAAAAUGCUUUUCUCUGAGUGCUCAUGAAGGAGGAUUUUCCGAUGUGCCCUGAUGCUGCAAGCCCUUAUUGCUCUCAUCCAGUGUGGCUGAACUCAACAGUGACGAGACAAUGGAUCUGCCUGCUGAGGACUUCCAACAAGUCCUCUCCAUUGACCAGAUCUGCUCCAUCCGUGCCAGCAAUGACUAUGUGGAAAGACCCGCCAUCUCCUUCAAGCAAGCUCAGUCCAACCCAUCCCUCUCACAGCAGGCCCACAAGCAAGAGUGGUCUCAGGACUGCCUGGUGUCUUCCACCUUCCAGGACCUGCACCGCAGCCACAGCCACCACCACCAGAUGUCGGCCUUGCAGCAGCACCUGAGUCAUUCCAGCACUGCCAGCUCUGUGUCUCACAGCACCACCACCUCGGACCAGCGGCUAUUAAGUGGGGUCACACCCUCACAUUCUGCGCACUCCCUCAUCCGGACACAGCCCAGAGCAGGUGACCUGAAGCCUGAGGAACCACUGAAAGGUGUAGUGGAGAUGGCCACCCUCCACUCUGGACACCUCUUCAUCUGCGAGGAGUGUGGGCGUUGCAAGUGUGCCCGCUGCACAGCUGCCCGCAGCUUGCCCUCCUGCUGGGUCUGCAACCAGCGCUGCCUCUGCUCCCCAGAGAGUCUCAUCGACUAUGGGACUUGCCUGUGCUGUGUCAAGGGUGUCUUCUAUCACUGCUCCACUGACGAUGAGGACACCUGUGCCGAUGACCCCUGCUCCUGCAGCUCGGGGUCCUGCUGUGCCCGCUGGGCUGCUAUGAGCUUCCUCUCUCUCCUCAUGCCCUGCCUCUGCUGCUACUUCCCUACGCUGGGGUGCCUCAAACUUUGCCAGCAGGGCUACGAUAGUCUGAAACGUCCUGGCUGCCGCUGCCAGAACCACACCAACACAGUCUGCAGGAAGAUCUCCUCCUCCAGUGGCACGCCUUUCCCUAAGACUCUGGAUAAGCCGGUAUGACCUUCCCAGGGAGCGGAAUUGGCUAUUCUUCUCCUUCACCUCCCUCCGCUGCAUACCCACUUUGGGCACAAAGCAAACAGAUGAACAAUCUGCCAGCCACCAAGCCCCACAAAUGGAGUGUGAAGCACGUUCUUGAGACAAAGGAAUCGUGCUUUUGUGCCCAAGUCAAACGUGGCGGGGUUUGCACAUUUUGGCAAAGGACUAAGACAGAGGGAAUCAGAUGCUGACAAUGCACUAGUGAUCAACAGGGGGCUUUCAACAUGGGAACUGGCUCAGGACUCUGUGACCUCAGAAUGCCUUAGGAGCUGUUUUUCUGUGGUGGGUUUCAAAAGGGUGACGUGUCCAAGCACUAGAAUCCUCUGGGGACCAGACCACAGAACCCCCCCACGUCUCUUUCAUCCAUUUUCUGUCUGCAGCUUUCCUAAGUAGCACCUCUCACAGGCUUUUCCUCAAUUUUCUUUGCUGUUGUGCUAUAGGCCAGCCCCUGCAAAGGGAGAUGAGCCAUUGCAAUGUACCAACCAAUGGCAACACCUUACUCUCCUUAGCAGAUCAAGAGAUAAAGCUUUCAAUAAUUUCAAGGUAAAAAGGAAAAUAAGUGAGCCCAAAUAUCCAGUUUUUAGGGACUCACUGGUCAGUGGAAAUAGGAUAUGGAUAGAUUAAGGAUCAUGCUGGCAUGGAAAGGGUGUGAAAGGGUGAUGUGGACAGAAAGGAGUCCCAUUCCCACUUUUGUACAUCAGUGGGUCUUCAGCAAGCGGAAAUCACUGUAGUAAUUGGUAUUUCAAAGUAGAUUUGGCUAAGAACAUGAAGCAAGUUAAAUCCCAGGCUGAGGCGCAGGGGGACUAGAUACUCUGAGGGAGUGGUAAAGGUCUGCUUGCAGAGCCUUACAACAUGUAAGGUGUCACUGUGACUCUAGCCCAGGUUGGUGGUGACUGACAGGUGACACCAUCUGUUUAGUGGUGACUUGGUGGUUUCAGUCCAUCCAUUGGUGGUAAGCCUCUGCCACAAGUGAUACUCCUGUUGGCAGGCUCAGUGUAGAGGCCAAGAACUGGGUGGGCCAUGGAACCUGGCCUUCCUUCUUACCUCUGGAUGUCAGAGAGAGGUAUAUGAGUAGGGUAAUGUGUAGGAAGCUUGCCCUUCUGCCCUGCCCAGUAGAUCAACAGAGUCCUUCAGUCUCUGGGGCUGCCAAUCUGGUACCUUUCACCAGCACUGAAUUCACUUUAAUAAAAGAAAAGGAAAGUUGAAUCUUAAAAACAAUUAAGAACCCCAACUUCUCUCCUUGUGCUGAUGCUGUAAAAAUGAUCACAUCCUUGCCUGGCCCUGAAAAUGGUGCUUAGCUGAGGCUCCAGCUUUGGGCUGGUGGGGAAAGGGAGAUCUGUGUGUUAGAAAGCAGAAUGGGAUGGGAAAAGCAUGAAGCCCGCCUUCUCUCCCCAGCCAAAGUGCCUCAGCGUCCUCACUCAUCUCAACAUGUUAUAGAGAAAACUACACAAAAGCCUGAUGUUGACACAGGUGUUCUGAGACAGGAGACACCUUCUGCAAACUAGAGAUGGGUCUGAACCAAAUCCAGAGGUCUGGAAUCUUCAGACUAUGGGGAGGUUUGGAUCUGGGUGUUGGUUCAUGGUUAACACCUAUAAUAAGCCAAACCAAACCCCUGUAUCUGUAUGUUCCUGGUCCUUGAGGAAGUUCAGAUCCAGAUUGUAAUCUGAAAUUUCCAGCUCACUCAUCUCUGCUGUAAAAACAUGGUGCCAAACUCUCAGUUACAACCCCAAUGACUUCAAAAACUUGGCCUGUGGAAUGAAAGCCAGGUUGACCUUUCAGUGCUAUAUCCCACCAUCACAUCCGUCCUCCGAGGCACACGCACGCACGCGUGCGUGUGUGUGUG